AUGGAGCCAUAUAUACCACGUCUUUGUCUAGAGCUGUACCAUUCGAGGAAUUUGCGUCAUCAUCCUUUCGUUCCAUUUGUUCUUUCAUUAAACAAGCUAUUACAUCACCUCGAUUUUUACUUGAACUACUUCGAUUUCUUGGCGCAGGUUGUUUCGCUCCGGGUUGCUGUAGCUAACAAUGGUGCAACGCGCCUGCACAUUCUUCGAGUUUGGGAUGGGCAUGAAUCUAUCAAGAGGCAAGAUUAUGAUGCUAGCUGGAUUAUAUCGUUAAAUGUGGAAAACUAUGUCAUCCCCUCUGCUGAUCAGUUCACGAGCAUUCCUAAAUCCUACUUCUUUGAUAUAAUUCUAUAUGGUGAGUGGAUACGGCGAGCUGCAUCUUUGAAGAGUGGUGCUAUUGUCGUCCUUCGAAAUCUUCACUUCUACCUUCGUGCAGGUUAUAGUUGUCCUGUGCUAGUCUUGCAUGAAGGAGACAAGUUCGGACGCGGUAUCAUAGAAAUCACGCCUGAGAUCGCUUCUAACCAUUAUCGAUGUGUUAAGCUCAACAGCGAUCUGAACGAGGUUUUGAAAGACCAUCAAGGAGUGCCAACAAUUACAGUAGACGAGAAUUUAGUCGAAAUUGAGAGCGAUGAUUCAGUGCAAAUUAUUGAAGACGAGGAUUCGGUGGAAGUUGUCGAGUUGACAUCCCAUCGGGAGCUGAGCAUAUGUGCAGAUGUGACAGAGCAGCUGCGAGAAGAUCCAGAGAAGCAUUCCCCAGUGCUUUUAUCGCAAAACGGAAGCAGAACUUAUGAAACAUCGAAGCGAAAAAGUACCGGCAUUAAUCAUGGGCAAGAAAAUAUAUCACCUGAGAGAUUUGCGGCUCUGGCAGAGAUUUUCUAUAGGCGACAUCACUAGGAGUUUGUUAUGUACAUAUGCUCUUUUGGUUGCUUGUAAUAUUAUCUGAUCUGCUCGGGUACUGACUGUAAUCUCGGAGAACUACUUCAUUGGCCUUCCUUCAGUUUCGUAACUCUAAACUACUAUCCCCUAUUAAUGAUGUUUCAUUUGACUAAUGGGUUGUAGGAGUAAAAAUCCGAACGUUUUUUUUUUGUUGUGAAGUUCUGACAUAAUGGAUUCUG
Molecule: messenger RNA, 1112 nt
Organism: Cylicocyclus nassatus
Lineage: Eukaryota; Metazoa; Nematoda; Chromadorea; Rhabditida; Strongylidae
Source: the annotation of a GenBank genome assembly